CUCUCCCACGACUAACUCCCCGUUCUUCCCAGCAAAACUAACCUGAAAUCCCUUCUUUCUUUCAAGAUUUCAGCUAUGGAGAGCGGAAAACGAAAAAGGAAUACAAAAAAGAAAAACUCUAGUUCAGAUUCUCAUGAUCACCCAAAGAAGCUCGUCUCUGCCCCUCAAAAAUCAUCUUCUGUAGAUAACUCCAACUCGAAGCGUAGAAAUACCAAUGCAGUAGUACCUGAUGGAGGAGGAAAACAAUUGACUUUCCUGGAAAAGGCGAAAGCUAGGUUAUCUGGUGGACAUUUCAGGAUGAUAAAUGAGAAAUUGUAUACUUGCAGUGGUGAAGAAGCACUCAAUUAUUUCAAAGAAGAUCCUUCUUUGUUUAAUAUGUAUCAUACUGGAUAUCAAGAGCAAAUGUCACAUUGGCCUGAGACACCAGUUAAUGUUAUUAUCCAAUGGCUUAAAGAACAUGACCCGUAUUUGAUUGUUGCUGAUUUUGGCUGUGGGGAUGCUCGGCUAGCUAAAAAUGUGAAGAACAAAGUCUGUGUGAUGAUUGUGGGCUGUCUUCGGUGGACGGGGUUGCUAGCUUUUUCUUCUACACAUUGUGCACAUUAUUCUUACGCAAUGUUGUUGCAAGCUUAUAAUGGUGGGCUGUCAACCCCGCAGAUGAGCUUGACACCCCUUGCUUCUUCAUCAGUGGAUGUUGCAGUUUUCUGUCUUUCAUUGAUGGGGACCAACUUCCCUAGUUAUCUUACGGAAGCGCAUAGAGUUCUUAACUCAAGUGGUUGGCUCUUAAUAGCUGAGGUUAGAAGCAGGUUUGAACCAAACAAUGGAGGAACAGCUCCUGAUGGGUUUCUACAAGCUGUCUGUGAUCUUGGAUUUACUUUAACAUCUAAGGACUACUCAAAUAAGAUGUUUCUCUUGUUCUUCUUCAAGAAAGAGCAAGAGAAGCGAAAGUCAAAGAACAAAGAAAUUGAAUGGCCAACCCUGAAGCCGUGUUUAUAUAAGCGUUGGUGAUGUGUUUCUGUUUCAAGGUGAUCUGUUGUUGUUUCAUAGUACUUAAAAUUGUGAUUUGAGUUGUUUCAUAGUACUUAAAAUUGUGAUUUGACUUCGUAUAUUAUUUUCUGUAUAAUGAUUCAUCAUGGUAAUCACCAAGUUCUGUUAGUGUAAUUGGUGUUUGCCAUUUAGAAGUGAAUUAUUAAGAUCGGAAACUGAUGUUACUACAAUUCCCACCUUACCUUGCCAA
Molecule: messenger RNA, 1234 nt
Organism: Papaver somniferum (opium poppy)
Lineage: Eukaryota; Viridiplantae; Streptophyta; Magnoliopsida; Ranunculales; Papaveraceae
Product: ribosomal RNA-processing protein 8-like
Exons: 9
Coding region: 76-1005 (309 amino acids)
Cellular component (GO): nucleolus
Molecular function (GO): methyltransferase activity
Source: RefSeq, a predicted model, not a curated record